AUGAUUACACUCCCUGUUGCUGCGGCGUGCGUUGGGAUAUUUUUGGUUUUCCAGAUUAUUCUGAUCGAACGAAGGCUCGCCGCCAUCCCAGGGCCCUUCAUUGCCAAAUUUACCGACUACUGGAAAGUAUACCAUUUGCUGAAAGGCGACUAUGGCGAGACUCUCUACUGGUGGCAUCAGCGUUACGGCCCCAUGAUCCGUACGGGGCCUCGUCAUAUUAGUGUUGGGGACCCCUAUGAAGUCCCUAGGGUUUACCAAAUCAAGCCUUUGUUGCAUAAGGGAAAUAUGUACAAGGGAAUUAUUGGCUGGCUCAAAGGAAAAAAUGUUGCCGGGCUUGAGAGCAUGAUGGAUGAAGUGGAACAUUCGAAUGUUAAAAGAGUGAUUGCGCCGGCCUUUUCUUGGAGAUCUGUUUUAAACUACGAAUCUCACAUUGACCACAGUGCGGGAGAAUUGGUACAAAUCCUAGAAAAUCGGGAGGUGGUUGAUAUCAAUGAAUGGCUUUCAUAUUGGGCGAUUGAUAGUAUGAACAAUAUUGCUUUUUCGACUGAUCUUGGUUUUAUGAAACACGCCACAGAUAUCGGCGGGACUCUGAAGACGGUUCGUGCUGUGACAUCUAUUUGGAUGUAUGUAUUUGCAUUUCCCACGGUGGUCAUGUGGUGUGCGUGGGCAGCGAGCUUCUUCAUCGGACCUAGCGGGAGAUUGGUCAGUAUGUGCCAAGAGCGCGUCAAUUCUAGAAUGGAAAGGAAGGAGGAGGAAAAGCCCACAAAAGACGAUGAGGAUCUUCUGGAUGUUUACAUGAAAGCACGCAAGGAGCAUCCAAACCUCAUUUCUCACGAAAGAGUUAUCGGCAUGACUUUCACGACGCUGCUUGCUGGAUCAGACACUACAGCGUUCAAUUUCUCGUGGACAUUGUACUACUUACUCAAACAUCCGGCCACCCUACACCGUCUCCAAGAAGAACUCGACAAUGCUAUCCUAGCAGGCAACUUAUCUUACCCACCGAGCCUCCAGGACUUGUCAAAGCUUCCAUACCUCGAGGCUGUCAUCAAGGAGGGCCUACGAUAUGCACUGCUACUCCAGCUGAACAUGGAUCGAAUUGUCCCAAAAGGAGGAAUGGAGAUAUGUGGUCACCAUAUUCCAGCAGGAAUCAACAUCGGAUGUCAUGCAAGAGUAAUUCACCUCGACAAGAGUGUGUAUGGCGAGGAUUCGGAGCAUUUCAGGCCUGAGCGGUGGCUAGAAGCAAGUGAAGAGCAACGAAAGCUGAUGGAGCGAUGUGCGAUUUGGUUUGGAAGUGGGAAGCACACUUGCCUUGGUCAGCAUUUUGCGCGGGCAAAGACAAUGAAGGUCCUUUCUAUGAUGCUUAUGAAGUUGGAGAUCUCUGAUGCUGAUCAAAACGCGGAAAUGGUUUCCGGGGCUAUCAAUUCGACACGUGCCCCAACGCACGCAUAUUACAUGAAGGUCAAGAAAAGGAACGCGUGUCCGGUAUAG
Messenger RNA from Penicillium griseofulvum, 1488 nucleotides. Its product is annotated as Cytochrome P450. The record is from RefSeq and is a predicted model, not a curated record. Lineage: Eukaryota; Fungi; Ascomycota; Eurotiomycetes; Eurotiales; Aspergillaceae. The coding region runs from base 1 to 1488 and encodes 495 amino acids. The transcript is spliced from 3 exons. Gene Ontology annotation, molecular function: oxidoreductase activity, acting on paired donors, with incorporation or reduction of molecular oxygen; heme binding; monooxygenase activity.